AGCACGUGCCAAUAGGAAAUAUAUCAAAACAAUCACAAUCCACAACUAGAAGUAUUUUGAAAAUUUAACUUAUUCUGAAUAAGUAGAAAGUUCCCAAAAAAAAUGGAUAAUAAUGAAAUGGACUUAGAGUACGUCGAAGCUGAGGAUGACGAGGAUGCCGGCGAGGAGGGUAUGGAAAGCGAUAACGAAGAUGAAACGACGAGAACGGAGAAACCCAAAGAAGUGUACUUACCCGGAAAGCCAUUGAAAGAGGGCGAGGAGCUCGUGUGCGACGAGUCCGCCUAUAUCAUGUUACAUCAGGCCUCCACCGGUGCGCCAUGCCUCAGUUUUGAUAUCUUGCCCGACGAACUAGGCGCAGGCCGUGAAAAAUUCCCGCUGACUGCUUAUAUGGUUGCCGGUACGCAAGCAGCAAGUGCGCACGUUAACAAUCUCAUUGUGAUGAAAAUGGAUAAUUUACAUAAAACCCAGGAAAGCGAAGAGGAUGAUGAAGAUGACGAAGAAUUGGAAGAUGACCAAGACGAUAAUGGUGACGCCGACGAACGGAAGAAACCAAGAAUGACAUGUGCGCUGAUCAAGCAUCAAGGCUGCGUGAAUCGUAUUCGAGCACGGCGUUUGGGCGACAAAGUAUAUGCGGCAUCAUGGAGCGAACUAGGGCGUGUGAAUAUUUGGGAUUUGUCAAGACAACUGCAAGCGCUGGAAGAUGCCCAGCUACUAAAACAAUACGAACGUGAAGUGAUGAACGAAACGGUGCGCCCGGCUUACACAUUCAGCGGCCAUCAACAGGAAGGCUUCGCUAUAGAUUGGAGUGCGUGUGCCGACGGUGUGCUCGCCACGGGAGAUUGCAAACGUGACAUACACAUUUGGUCGCCUUUAGAAGGUGGCAGUUGGAAAGUGGAUCAACGUCCACUUGUAGGUCAUACUGCUUCCGUGGAAGAUUUGCAAUGGAGUCCGAAUGAGGCGAGCGUUUUGGCUUCCUGCUCUGUUGAUAAGACGAUACGAAUUUGGGACUGUCGUGCACCACCACAAAAGGCCUGUAUGCUGACAUGUGAUGACGCCCACCAAAGUGAUAUCAAUGUUAUAUCGUGGAAUGAUACCAAACCGUUUAUUGUUAGUGGUGGUGAUGAUGGCUUUCUACAUAUUUGGGAUUUAAGACAAUUUCAGACAAAGAAACCCAUUGCCACCUUCAAACAUCAUACCGGACCUAUUUCCACACUCGAAUGGAAUCCGAAUGAUGCUACAGUGUUUGCGUCAGCUGGUGACGAUGAUCAAAUUGCACUAUGGGAUUUAGCUGUCGAAAAAGAUACAGACCAGGAGUCCACGCCUAAUACAACUGGGCUAGAAGAUAGUGAAGAUGAAUUAAAUAAACUGCCGCCACAACUACUCUUCAUACAUCAAGGACAGAAGGAAAUAAAAGAGCUGCAUUGGCAUGCGCAAUUGCCAGGUGUAAUUUUGUCUACAGCACACAGUGGCUUCAAUGUAUUUAGAACAAUAAGCGUCUGAAAAUAAACCAAUGAUAUUUUACUA
Anastrepha obliqua is the source of this 1524-nucleotide messenger RNA. Its product is annotated as glutamate-rich WD repeat-containing protein 1. NCBI's taxonomy places the organism in Eukaryota, Metazoa, Arthropoda, Insecta, Diptera, Tephritidae. The record is from RefSeq and is a predicted model, not a curated record. Gene Ontology annotation, molecular function: protein binding. Bases 103 to 1500 code for a protein of 465 amino acids. The transcript has 2 exons.